This is a messenger RNA of Bombyx mandarina (wild silkworm), 1712 nucleotides long. RefSeq names its product limbic system-associated membrane protein. Gene Ontology annotation, molecular function: protein binding. The record is from RefSeq and is a predicted model, not a curated record. NCBI's taxonomy places the organism in Eukaryota, Metazoa, Arthropoda, Insecta, Lepidoptera, Bombycidae. Gene Ontology annotation, cellular component: neuron projection.
CACUUUCAUCUCGUGCUCCGCAGUGAUACCACGAAGAGUUUUAUAAAAAAAAACAAAUAUAAAAAAAAUAUAUCACUCGGUAAAAAAAAAGUUAAUGGUGUGCUAUUAAGAGUGUAAAAGAUGAAGUGGUUAUUUUAUUUAAUAGUUCUGGUAUACAUGUUGUAUAGAGCAGUAUACGCAAAGGAAACAAAUCGCGUGACGGUGGAUAAGAUAGAUUACUAUCGGAAGUCGCCAUUUUGGAAAGCUGGCAGUCGCCAUUCCAUUAAUUGCAAAGGUUCGAGUAAAAGUCAAAAGAUUGAAUGGACAGACCCAGCUGGUAAAGCUAUAAAGCAGAUACCAUCAAAUAGAGUAUAUGCCUUGGAGCAUACGGUGCCGUCGCCUGCAGGUCGCAUUCCUGCUUCACUUUUACACUUCAAGUCCGUGACGUUGGACGAUACUGGAUUGUACACGUGUCGUUCUGGUGACUCUAGUGAUCACGCGGAAGUUUGUGUUAUUGAUCCUGUAGUGUUCAAGAAUAUACGAACUGAAGUGACGGCAGAUCUCGGUCGGUCUAUAACGUUAAAUUGUCACGCCAAAGGCAAUCCUGAACCCAGAAUUCAGUGGAAAAGAAAUGAUAAUCUUAUUAAUGAAGGAGAAGACGACACGAAAUAUAAAUUGAAUACGAAAUUCAGCAGCGAUGGAUUCGAGAGUUCACUCACUAUAUUCUCAUUGACGUCGGAAGACAGCGGAUUGUACUCGUGCGUCGCUAUACAAGAAAACACAGAACAGUGCAAACACUCAAAUUAUGUGAACACCACUCUAAACGUGAAUCAUGCUCCAAUUUUUGAAGACGGGAAUGAUACCGAGUUGGUUUAUGGUCGAUUCAAUCAGAGUAUUAACUUGGUUUGCUCCGCAAGAGGAUAUCCCGCUCCCACAUAUCGGUGGUUCUCAAAUAUUAACGAUAGUACCCUAAUCGAGUUUGACAAGAAACAAAUUGAAUUCAACCAAGAAGCCAACACUGCUAUAUUGACAGUCACGGUGAAUCAAACCGAAACCUUCAAAUGCUCAGCCAAAAACGAAUAUGGAGAAGCGGAAAAAGAUUUUAAAUUGGUGGAAACUACGACGAACCCCGCUGGCGGUUUUGAAAUUCAGUAUUUACAUGUGUCUGGAUUUAAAGAAGAGCCUAGUGAAAACGAUUGGAAAAAUGGAGAGCUUGUUACAAAAGAAUUUCCUAUCUCUGAUGACGAUCCUGAUUUUAAAGGGUCCAUAACCAAGUUGAGUGAAUUAGAAAAAAAUAUGAAUUACUGGGUUCGUAUUAGGGUUUCGAACAGUGCUGGUGUUUCUACGUGGUCUACACCCAUACAAAUUGGAGCUCUUACUGAAAACGAGGAUUUGCAGGAAGAACCACAAGAUGAAGAAAUUAGUACUGAAAGAUCAAAGAGUAUUGCUGUUGGAAAUAGUGAUGUGACAUUCUAUGGGAUCUUCUUUGCUGGAGGCAUUUUAGUCGUAGCUGCUGUCUGUAUGUUUGUCAUGAGGAUGGUUUAAGAGAUACUCUAAUACGUAUUCUAUUUAUAUUUAACCAUGAAACCUUUUAUUGUAUUUAUAUUUAUUUAUGUAUGUUUAUAUUUGCGGUAGGUUAUAUAUUCAUAUGUGGUAGAGAGACGAUUCCUUACACGACUACAUUUAAAAAUUAUAACCUAAAUCGUACGUAAGUACAGGUAUGUUCAUAUAAA